This is a messenger RNA of Misgurnus anguillicaudatus (oriental weatherfish), 8506 nucleotides long. RefSeq lists its product as uncharacterized. The record is from RefSeq and is a predicted model, not a curated record. Lineage: Eukaryota; Metazoa; Chordata; Actinopteri; Cypriniformes; Cobitidae. Gene Ontology annotation, molecular function: RNA-DNA hybrid ribonuclease activity; nucleic acid binding.
ACGGGCGACCUGGAUUUGGAUUGGAUCACUCUUCGGGAGAUGGUGAACGCACCCACUCCUUCCCCCGGAGGAGGGCCGGGUGGAAAAUCUUUGGUUUCGUUUUGUUUCUGUUCCGCCGGCUUCUCAGCCGGCACCCACAAAACCACAAAAAGAGUGCAUUCCUAUUCCUUCUCCAGGUCUUCAGAGGAUCGAGAGAGCCGUGAGCGGGCAUUCAUCUGCUCAUCCUCCCUCUCCUCCAUCGCCAGCGGGGGUUCUGAGGAGUCCGAGCUCUCCACUGCGGAGACCGGACCACCAGCACCCUCAGCGGUCUCAGGUCAGUGUCACAACACACACACACACUGUAGUUGCGUGCGCUCUUACGGCGCGCGCACCGGUAGUCUCACCUGUUCCGCUCGUCUGCCCCACCGCGAGCUCUCCGGUUGUGCCGUUAAUUCCCCUCGCAUGGUCUCUGGAAGCUUGGCUUCAGCUUACCAACCCGUCUCGAUGGGUAUUGCGCACAAUCCGCCUCGGUUACAAAAUUCAAUUCAACCAGCACACACCCAAAUUCUCGGGCAUUCGUUUCACUACAGUGAAAGCGUCCGAUGCACAUGUACUGCGUGCAGAACUCGAUGUCCUCCUGGCAAAGGACGCGAUCGAACCGGUCCCUCCAACCGAGAUGAGCUCAGGGUUUUACAGCUCGUAUUUCAUAGUUCCAAAGAAGGGCGGUGGGUUACGACCGAUCUUGGAUUUGCGCGUUCUGAACCGAUCUCUCCAAAAACGAUCCUUCAGAAUGAUAACGCCGAAACUGAUAUUUCAGUCAAUACGCCCCCAAGAUUGGUUUGCAGCAAUAGAUCUGAAAGACACGUACUUUCAUGUGUCCAUUCUCCCUCGCCACAGACCGUUUCUGCGCUUUGCGUUCGAGGGGUGGGCAUACCAAUACAAAGUACUACCGUUCGGGCUGUCUCUCUCUCCCCGUGUAUUUACGAAAGUAGUGGAAGCGGCGUUAAAGCCCCUGAGAGAGAGCGGUGUUCGCAUUUUGGCUUACCUCGACGAUUGGCUUAUAAUAGCGCAUUCUCGACGGACGCUUUGCGAGCACAGAGACUUAACACUUCGGCAUCUCGCCCGUCUGGGUCUUCGGGUCAACUGGGAAAAGAGCAAACUUUGCCCUACGCAGAGGAUCUCUUUUCUCGGGAUGGAACUGGACUCGAUCGAUUUAUUGGCACGUUUAACAGAAGCGCGCGUCCAAUCAAUUCUGACUUGCCUUGGUUCUUUCCGAGGGAAGAACGCGGUCCCUCUCAAACAAUUUCAGAAGCUCCUGGGAAAUAUGGCAGCAGCCGUGACACCGCUCGGGCUGCUCCAUAUGAGACCGCUUCAGCGUUGGCUUCACGAUCGAGUCCCGAGGAGAGCGUGGCGCGCCGGCAUUCACCGUGUAACCAUUACACCUGCGUGUCGUCUAACAUUCACCCCGUGGUUAGACCCUGCGUUUCUGAGAGCAGGGGUUUCCAUGAGACAGAUUUAUUGGCAUGCUGUUGUACACACAGAUGCAUCCAACACGGGUGGGGAGCCACGUACAACGGGCUUGCAGCUUCGGGGGUGUGGACAGCACCCCAGCUGCACUGGCAAAUCAAUUGCCGCGAGUUGUGGGCUGUAUAUCUGGGACUUCUACGCUUUGCUACGGAGCUGCGAGGGAAGGAUGUACUGGUACGCACCGACAACACUGCGACCGUUGCGUAUAUCAACCGUCAAGGCGGUUUGCGCUCUCGUCACAUGUCGCAUCUCGCCCGUCAUCUCCUCCUUUGGAGUCAGAAGCAUCUGAGGUCCCUUCGUGCCAUUCACAUUCCUGGAUCGCUCAAUACAGUGGCAGACGCGCUUUCCCGAGCUGCGCGCCCCAGAGAAUGGCGAAUCCACCCCCAGACGGUACAGCUAAUUUGGAAGAAGUUUGGUCGUGCGCAGAUAGAUCUAUUUGCGUCCCCGGAUGAUACCCACUGUCGCCUGUUUUAUUCACUAACCGAGGGCAGCCUCGGCGUGGAUGCGCUGACACACAGCUGGCCGCGGGGGAUGCGCAAAUAUGCGUUUCCACCAGUGAGUUUAAUCGCACAGACGCUGUGCAAAGUCAGGCAGGACGAGGAGAGCCUUCUACUGGUCGCUCCUUACUGGACGACCAGGAAUUGGUUUCCAGAACUAAUGCUCCUCGCGACAGCCCCUCCCUGGCGGAUUCCCCUGAGGAAGGACCUUCUUUCUCAAGGAGGGGGCACAUUAUGGCACCCGCGCCCCGACCUGUGGGAUCUCCACGUAUGGUCGUUGAGCGCGCACAAGGUUUAGGUGAUUUAUCGCAAGCGAUAUCUAACACCAUCGCCGCGGCUCGAGCUCCGUCCACAAGACGGGCUUACGUGCUUAAAUGGAACCUUUUCGUCGAUUGGUGCUCUUCGCAACGCAAGGACCCCCGAGAAUGCCCCAUUAAUAUUGUGCUUUCAUACCUUCAAUGCCGGUUAGAUGGUAGGCUGUCACCCUCCACCAUUAAAGUUGAUAUCGCUGCUAUUUCUGCUCAUCACUCACUUAUUAACGGCAGAUCAGUCGGCCAGCACGACUUAGUUAUUAGGUUUUUAAGAGGCGCUCGUAGGCUAAACCCCUCGCGCCCUCCCUCUAUUCCUCCUUGGGACCUGUCCAUGGUGCUGAAAGCCCUGUGGGAAAACCCAUUCGAGCCUUUGCAGCCUGUGAGUCUGAAGUUUUUAUCAAUGAAAACUCUGACCCUACUCGCAUUGGCCUCUGUUAAGAGGGUAGGUGACCUUCAUGCAUUCUCUAUCGGCGAUUCGUGCCUUCAGUUUGGCCCUGCUGUCUUGAGUGUUACAUUGAGACCCAGACCAGGCUACGUGCCCAAAGUUCCCACCACUCCCUUCAGAGAUCAGGUGGUGAGCUUGCAAGCUUUGCCCGCGGAGGCGGCAGACCCGACCAUGGCUUUAUUAUGCCCUGUACGAGCGUUACGCAUCUACGUGGAUCGCACACAAAGCCUUAGGACCUCAGAUCAGCUCUUUGUUUGUUACGGUGGUCAGCAGAGAGGGAAAGCUGUCACUAAGCAGAGGAUGUCUCAUUGGAUAGUUGAUACUAUCGCCCUUGCUUAUAAUCUGCAGGGCAUUCCUUGUCCAUUUAAUUUGAGAGCUCACUCUACUAGAAGUGUUGCCUCAUCUUGGGCACUCGCUCGUGGUUCCUCGCUAACAGACAUCUGCAGAGUGAAGAAGUUUUAUUUUAAUCCCAAUCUACAUUAAUAUGAUGAAUAUGAGUUUACCAUUAUAAUCAAAUGCAAUUUGUUUACAGUUCAAAAGCCAUCUGUGUGGUGCAUCAUGAGUUUACUAAUAUAAUCCAACUAUGCAGUAGUCUAAAGAACCAUCUGGACCAGCUGGGUGUAUUCAGGUUUCAAGGUAGUUUAAAGAGCCAUCUGGACAGGCAGGCACAAAGGGUUUUAGUAUUAGCAAACAGCCAAGGGUCAAAUAGGUCAUGGGACCAAGACACUGGUCUGAGGAAUGUCAUGUGGGUCUUGCCUGAACAGAAACAUAUUGUUUUAACUAUGAGGGGAGGGAACAAAGACCAUAUAUAUUUACCAAGCCCGUGCUCACGGACUUCAGACUGGUUUGAAGAUUGCUCCCAGGCCGGCCUGACUGGUCCUGGGAGAUUCAUCAGGCAGGCUCGGCUUAUUAUUUUGUCCGGAAAAUAAAAGUCUAUCUCUUGAAAUCAGAACCUAAGACUGAAGAUUGUUUAAUUUGAGGAAAAGGAAAACCACAACAUUUGGUGCCGGAACCCGGGAUAGAAAAAAGCUGGACAGUCGCACCACCUGAGCAGAUCUGACGAGCAACACAAACAACGUAUGGCCAUAAGGUAAGCACUUUUUGCUUAUUAAAUUAGGUUUGUGUUGUUUGCCAGACUUUGCUCAACGUGGUGAGAAAUUUAAGCUCUUCUAAAUUUAAGAACCAUACAUGUUAACUAGGUUUUGAUUUCAAGGGUACAAUCUAAUUAAGGCAUGCAUGCAUGAAUCUGUGUUAAUUACUUUGGCUUUGAGGAUCAAGGUGAAUUGAAACAGAUUUUAAGUUAAGAGAACGCGUAAGAGUUUUGUAUGCAAGGUUGCAUAUGCUGCGUCUAUCGGGGAAAAGGAUGACGUAGAGGUUUAAGUAAAAGAGAUCGCGUAAGAGUUUUGUAUGCAAGGUUGCAUAUGCUGCGUCUAUCGGGGAAAAGGAUGACGUAGAGGUUUAAGUAAAAGAGAACGCGUAAGAGUUUUGUAUGCAAGGUUGCAUAUGCUGCGUCUAUCGGGGAAAAGGAUGACGUAGAGGUUUAAGUUAAGAGAACGGAUAAAAGUUUAAAUCGUUAUGUGAAUUAACGAUUGGUUAUUUGUUGAAUGAUUUGUGUUUGAGUGUGUAUGUAUGCAGCUGCAUAAUGUGUGUUAGUGAGAGAAAUGUGAACGUGAAUCUGGUAAACCAGGGAGAGGCUUUCCCUUGGGCAGUUGGGCUGUUAAGGGGGGUAUAUCCUGUGAGUAUAGGGUAAAUUACUAUGUUAGAGUGUGGAAGAAUGAGCCCUAAAAAAAUAAAUAAAUAAAUGCUAAUGGGUUAUGGGUUAACAAUUUGGUUUAUCUGUUAUCAAACAUACAUUUGAAAUGUAAGGUUUGGUAAAAAUAAUUGACACCAGAUGGGACAUCAAAAGGAGCACAGAACCUGAGACCACAGCUGGCUUUCUCAAUGGACAAUGCAAUCAGGUGGCCACCUACAGAGAUGAGCAGUUUUGCUUGUUAAAAGAUUGUAUUGUUCACCUGAGAUGGCUCGGGGUGGUCAAAUCACAAAUGCUCUUCCAAAUUUAAGAAUAAAAAGGGGAAAUUAAAGAUUACUAGAUUAAUGAUAAGAAUAAAGGGUUUCAUUUUCGAGAGGAAUGUGUGCUAGGACAAAUGAUGGUUUAUGGUGUGAAUGAGUUUUAUUUUUGUCGUUGAGUGGCUUGGAUAAAGAGUUAAUGUUAAGUUGAGAAAAUGCCUAAGAAGUUUCGCGAACCUGAGUGUUACCGUGUCGGGGCAGACACGUUGGGGUUCGGAGAAAAGAGUUAUUAAGUCCUGCAGGUCAGGUACGGUCUAUGUGUUAUUUGUCUUGUUGUUUUGGAAGGCCCGGGCUGAUGAGAGAUAUUGUUUUUGUUUUAUUUGUCAUGUCGGAUUGGUAAAUUGUGUAAGUGAAUCUUUUCCACGUUGAAGGAAGUGUAGUGGAAAGAUGAACUUGGACAGGUAGUCUAGAUAGAGUUGUUUUAUUUUAUUUGUGUGAGAAUGUAAUGUGUCUGUGAUAAAGAGUCUGUGUGUGAAUGUAUGAGAUGGAAAGAGUGGGGGCUGAGUGAGCAGUGGGUGUGUCUUUCUCCUGUGGCUCUAAAGAGGCCACAGAGAGGUGUUGUGUUACAGGGGUGAAGAUUGUUUAAAACUAUAAAAAAAAGGAGAUAAAGUUUGAAAAUAUGAGUAAGAGUAUGAAUAAGAGACAGUUAUAAAUGCUGGGUAUUAAAGAUUAGAUUUGAAGACAUUGUGGUUCUGAGGUAUUGUAGCCAAAAAUAUUAGUUAUUACAGUGAAGUAUAAAGUUAAUUCUAGAAAUUAAAUAAUUUGUUUAAAUGAUUGAUUAAAAUAAAAAAUUGUGCUCAAUAGGAAAAGAUUGCUUGUCCAAAAAAGGACAGAUGUUGGUGAUGGUAUUUGAUUCUAUUUGACAAAACACUACAAAAUAUUAUAAAGGAAAUUUUAUUUUAAAGACACAUUGGAAAUCUAAGUAACAAUUUGGGGAAUAUAUAAAUUGGAUAAAUAAAAACAAUAAGUUUGUGAAGUGGUUAAAUGAGAAAUAAUUAUAAAAUAUAAGGUGUGUUGUAUUGCAAAGAAAAGAUUAUGGCAGUCACAUUAAUGGAAAAAUAAGGAUUAAACAAUUGUUGUGUGGAGAAUUAGAAAAUAAAAUAAUUGGAGUUCAAAUGAGGAAACAUUUGAUGUGGCAUUGUGUGAGGAGAAAUGCAAUUAAAUAAAAAUAUAAACUAAUGAAAGAUAAGAGGAGAUAAUUAACAGACAAAGAAAUGCUCAAAGGGAGAAGGAGAGAAAGAGAGAGAGAGAGAGAAAGGGAGGGGGAAGGUCAACUCCCAUAGCUCGAGGGAAUUGUGAGAUUAAAAUCUAGCAGGAAGACAGAAGUAAAGCUUUGAAAGAAAAACAACAAAUUAGAGAGAGAAAAAAAAGAGAGACCAAGUUAUUAAAGGUGGAAAUAAAGAGGAAAAUAAAAAGGUCAGAAAAUUAUUAAAAGGUGAAUGACACAGAUAAAUUUUACAAAGAUAAAUUAUUACAAAAUGAAGAGGAGUCUUCAUCUGAUGAUGGAAGGUGGUCACAAAAUAAAUUUUAUUUUAAAUCAAAAGGCAAUAUUUUGCAUGGGUCAAGCUGAAACAUUGAGGGGCUGAUCAUUCCCAUCCUUUGACAUUCAAGAAAAGUGAAUAAAAGCUGGCAAGAAACAGACAAUGAAAAACUGUGUGCAACAAAGUGUUGGAGGAGCAAAGAGGACUAUAUGAAGCAGUGAAGGGGGGCACUGCGCUGACAAUUACAAAGACAAACACCAAAAAGACUGAGUGGAAUCCAGAAGGAGACCCACAAAGACAAUAAUGUUCUUGGAGACAAGAGAACAACUGGACUAUACUUUUUCUUCUUCAUACAAGCCUUUGAGUGAAAGAGGGGAAGAGUGAAAGCAGCCGUCCAAUGUUUAGUUUGUAAUUAUAGGGACACAAACAAUCUUUAGGGGAAAAUCAGCUAGUCAAAUUUAAAGGCUGAUCAAGAAUUUAUGUUGUUAGGUGUGACUACCUUUUCUGAAAUCAAAUCAGACUCCUAUUAAUCUGACAGGAAGAAAUGCAUAAUGAAAAUUGGGGGGGUUUGAAUUUGGUAUUCUAACGAGGAAGUUAGAACUCCAAUGAUGGUACUAAGCUAAAAAGCAAAUAUAAAUGGCAUAGAACAGCUAUGGCAGAAAGGAAAAUAAAAUAGAUAAAAGAAAUAAAUUGAAAAAACACCAUAGGAUACUAUAAAAGGUAAACAAGAAAAAGCUGUGAGAAUAGAAAAAAGAAAUAACUAAUUAUUGUAACAAACAUACGAUUUAAGGAAAUAAAUCUAAAUUGUAUCUAGUCACGAUUUAAGAGCAAUUAAUGACAAGAAAAGAUUGAUGAUCCAAAAAAUUACAGACUUUGCUUACAAGUGUUUCCUCAUUUGAUAAACAUUUUUACUGUGAAUUAUGAUUUGCAUAAGAAGUAGAUACAUUUACGUAUUUAAUUAUAAGGGAAAAUAUUAUACAGGUUUAGAAUGGAUGAACUACUAUUACAACAUGCGGAAAGUUAAUUUGGUUGAUUAAUGCUAAAAAGUUGAUAAAAUGAUUGGUUGUUAUUGAGUUAUAGGGACACAGGAGAACAGUUGAUUUGCCAGCAUGGACAAACAGAUGUGGAAGCUAAAAAGGGCCUCAGAGUGUCAGGAGAUCUUUUUAGAUUGUAUAAGAAGUGAGAAAUCUCAGUCAUAAAUAUUAUUAUCAUAGAUGUACAUGGGGCGAAUAAGUGGAAGGAAAAUGAAUUAUUUGAUUCAUGAGAAGAAUAAAGAUUUUGAGUUGAGAUAAAAAGGGAAAAACUGAUGUGACGGGUAAGAGAGAAGAAAAAUUUGACUAUCAUCUAUAAUCACAAAGGAUGGUAGAUAAAAAGGUAUAGAAAAAGAAUAAUCAUCAAAGCCAUACUUAACAAAAUGUGUGAAAAUACUAAUCAUAGCAGAACUUAAACUAACAACCGUACACCUUUAACACUGCAUGAAAUAUUCGCCGAUAGACCUAUGCGUAUUGUAAAAACAUCUGGAAUUAAGUGUUAUAUGAACAAACUAAUUGUCUAUGUAUUGAGUUAUUUGUGUACAGAAAAAGCUGAAAGGAGUUGAGGAGGACAUGAGACAACAUGACUUGAUGAGUGCGAGAUGAUCUAGCUUAUCUGAGGUUCGAGAGGUCGGAGGAGGCCAAACACGGCCACAGGGGGCCUAACUGAAGGAUGAGACCAGCCCCAGAACGUCCAAGUGGGAGGAGCAGCCAAUGUAGCAGAGCUCGUAGGAAGGAGAGAAGGAGAAAGAAUGCCAAUGAUAUGAAAGAAGAAACAUCAAAACCAAAUCAAAGUUAAAGCAAUUCGAGUACACCGACGGAUGGAGAGCAAAGUUUUGAGCACCGAGAGGAAAAAGUGAAAAAGAGAAAUUGUCAAAAGAAAUUGAAUUGAAAAAAAACGAAGCCGAUUACUACAGAAGAUUUGCAUUGCUACAGUCAAUUAAAAAACGAAACUGAUUACUACAGAAGAUUUGCAUUGCUACAGUCAAUUAAACUUCAUGGCGAUGGACUUUUGCCUUAAACGAGGCCCAGUGAAAUAUCUGCAAUAAUUUCAAAGGAACAGACUCUGAAAGAAAGACUGAAAACAUAGAGACAUUGAACAGAGAACUUAAGGUGGACAUUUUAUGGGAAACAUCCCAAAGAUAACAAUGAUACAAAUGGGUAAUAU